This is a messenger RNA of Pseudomassariella vexata, 1925 nucleotides long. RefSeq lists its product as uncharacterized. NCBI's taxonomy places the organism in Eukaryota, Fungi, Ascomycota, Sordariomycetes, Amphisphaeriales, Pseudomassariaceae. Gene Ontology annotation, molecular function: FAD binding. The coding region runs from base 271 to 1650 and encodes 459 amino acids. The record is from RefSeq and is a predicted model, not a curated record. The transcript has 4 exons.
GUUGUGGUUCCAUGACGCGUGCCAGAGAAUUUCAAGCCGGCGUUCUGGCCACUUCCUGACAGAAGAUGCGCAUGCAACGAAGAUCUUGCCUUUCCCUUGUGCCUUGAAUUGUUCAGCCAGAGAGGAGAGUACCGAGCAUACAUAACAAUUUGCGGCUGAAAGGAAAAUUUUAGUCGCCACUCAUAUUCCAUGAAUUGUGUUUCUAGACAGGGGACAUUUCACACUCGAUAGGUAACCCCUGAAUCCAUUAACUGUUGAAACACUCACACCAUGCUCUCAAUCGCACCGCAUAAACCAGAGCACUAUCAGAUCGCCAUCAUAGGUGGCGGUAUCGCUGGAGUGACUCUGGCACUGGCAUGUGAGAAAUAUGGUAUCCAAUACGCCCUCUUCGAAGCCCGCGACAGUCUGGCACCCGCCGACGGUGCGAGCAUUGGGCUCCAGGCCAACGGACUACGCAUUCUUGAACAGCUAGGCGUCUAUGAAGAAAUCGAGCGAUACGCUACCCCCGUGAAGAUAUGGAGGCAUUUAGACGAGGAUGGAGAGCUGCUUUGUAAGACGAAUGCGUUCAGCUAUUAUCGUUCGAAGUUCGGAUAUGAUAGCGUCGUUUUAGACCGCCAAAAGCUUCUGAGCAUCAUGGCCAACAAACUACGAGGCCUCGACGGCAACAACUUGGUCAAAUUAUGUUGCCGCGUUCCAUCUUUCCAAGAAGAUGAAGAAAAAGCCAUUGUCACCACCACCGAUGGGACUGUGAUUACAGCCGACCUUUUGGUGGGCGCCGAUGGUGUCCGCAGCUCCGUCCGAAAAUUCAUCGACUCGGUGCAGGUUGAAGACCAUGCUGAAUCAGACGACUAUAUGAGUACGCAGUUCGCUUGUGCCUACGGCAUCUCUCCCCCUAUGGACGCCAUAGUAGAGGGCGAAUGCUUCUCCGUGUACCGAGAAAAGGCCUCCAUCCUCAGCUUCACGGGCAAAGGCGGUGUUGUGUUCUGGUUCGUUUUGGAGGAUCUCGGUGAGACCGUUCCUCUGUCCAAGAGCCCUCGCUAUACCGCGAAAGAUGUGGAUGCUGUAUGCCGGUCGGUAGCCCACAUCCGAGUCGCCCCUGGAGUGCUGUUCAGCGAUAUCUACGCCAAUCGAACAGUCAGUAUGAAGAUUGCUUUGGAGGAGGGCAUCGCCCAAACCUGGAACUCGGCCCGUGCCGUUCUUGUUGGCGAUGCAGCGCACAAGAUGGUUCCCAACGCCGCAAUGGGAGGUAAUCAAGCCAUAGAAUCCGUUGCUCUCCUAUUAAACGAACUGGACGGGAUUCUCCAGAGUCCGGACAGCAAGAUUCCUGCUGACGUCCUGAAAGCGGCCUUGUGUCGUUAUUCAGAACAGCGAAAGGCUCGCACUUCCAAGAUCCAGAACACGGCAGGAAUGAUUUGCCGGACUCAGAUGUUCCCGCAUGGGGAAAAGACUUCGGCGGCUUAUCAACAGCUGCAGAGUCUAACCGCCGCGGACUGGCUGUUCAGGGCAUUUAUGGAGUUUAUCGGUGCUCCUUCAUUGAAUGGCAUUACGCUUACUGAGAGGGGAAAGUUCUAUGAUGAAGCACUCGCAUCGUUUCAACAGCGGUUUUCUACUCAGAAGUAUUCCAACAAUAAGGAACUGGUGGGAAUUUGAGAAUACUGACCGUGUACAUCUGAUUGGCAGAGAGAAGAUCCAGAGCUUAUCAGAGACAAACGUUCAAGGUCAGCAAUAACUGAAUGACGUAAACCGCAACGUGUGAGGACACUAUGCUUUCUUCAUAUGUGAAGAAGUAAACAAGCCUUCACGAGGGACCUGACUUUUCACCGGAGCUCUCUCAUUUAUCCUGUCCUCCAAGUGGAUUGCCUUCACUUCUGCUAUGCACCGCCCCUAUUAGGCUAGCCACUAGCCUUCAAUCUAUCAAUUUGAAC